Salvia miltiorrhiza (redroot sage) is the source of this 918-nucleotide messenger RNA. RefSeq lists its product as uncharacterized. The coding region runs from base 1 to 918 and encodes 305 amino acids. The transcript is spliced from 3 exons. The record is from RefSeq and is a predicted model, not a curated record. Lineage: Eukaryota; Viridiplantae; Streptophyta; Magnoliopsida; Lamiales; Lamiaceae.
AUGGCAGAGGUUGAUGGCACUGCUUCGGCAGUUGCUCCGGCCAAGGCGUCUUAUGCAGCGAUUAUGGGACCGAUGCAAGUCUCAGAAUUUCAAUAUGCUCUUAUUGGCCGAGUUAUUCUUCGUAAGGGAGAAAAACCUCUACCUAAUAUUAUUCUAAAGCAGGAACUUCAUAAGGUUUGGCAUAUUCAGAAUGAUUGGCAGCUUAUUCCCAUGGGAAAUGGUUUCUUCAUUCUGAAAUUUUCCAAUGUAGUGGACAAGGACCAGCUUCUUGUUGAGUGUUGGCAUCCCAAGAUUAUUGCGGGUAUUGACCGUCAUAUAGGUCUUCCUCUCAAGAUUGAAACGGCUUUUGCGAAUGGCAUUUUUGGUCACUUCGCUAGGAUAUUGGUUGAGGUAGAUCUUGGCCUCUCUCUUCCUGAAACACUUUUGAUAAACUGUGAUGAGGGUUCUUUCUACGUGGAGUUCAGUUAUGAGAAACUUCCGCUUUAUUGUUCUCGAUGUAAAAUUACUGGACAUUCUCUUGACAAAUGCAAAAGAUCUGAAGUCCAGGAUAAGAAGCAGCCGAAGAAGAAGCGGCCUGCUCAAGUGGAGGGAGAAGGAAAGGCUGUUAAGAAGGUUGAGAAUGCGAAACAAUGGCAUGUGGUCCGGGGUGAACAAGCAGCUGCUGCAGUGGUUGGGCAUGCGACUGACAUGCCAGGGGAAAGAAAUUCUUUGGCUAUUUUGGCAAAAGAAAAGGAUUCAGAUAUGGAGCAUCCCAAACCUGCUGAGGAAGUUGGGGGUAUUUCUGAUAUUGAGCAGCAAAGGCAAGCCCUGGGUACGGUUUUCGAUGGGAAUCUUAUGUUAGGGUCUGACUUGCUUGAUGCAGUAUUCGCUCUGGUGAAUGACGAUCCUGAUUUGGUGAAUGCGGAGUCUGGAAUUUAA